AAAACGUCCUGGGUGUUCAGCUACCUCCUGGCUCUGGUCCAUUUGGUUCUCAUCCUGAGGCUGCCCUUCUGCCGGCCUCAUGAAGUCAACCACUUCUUCUGUGAGAUCCUGUCUGUCCUCAGGCUGGCCUGUGCUGACACUGGGCUCAACCAGCUUGUCAUCUUUGCUGCCUGUGUGUUGAUCUUAGUGGGGCCCCUGUGCUUGGAGCUGGUCUCCUACACAUGCAUCCUCUUUGCUGUGCUGAGGAUCCAAUCUGGGGAGGGCCGCAGGAAGGCCUUCUCCACCUGCUCCUCCCACCUCGGCGUGGUCGGGCUUUUCUUCAGCAGCACCAUCGUCAUGUACAUGGCCCCCAAGUCCAGCCAUCCUAAAGAGCAGCAGAAGGUCCUUUCCCUGUUUUACAGCCUUUUCAACCCCAUGCUGAACCCACUGAUCUACAGCCUGAGGAAUGCAGAGGUCAAGGGUGCCCUAAGGAGAGUACUGUGCAAGGAGGGACCAACUUGA
Messenger RNA from Phyllostomus discolor (pale spear-nosed bat), 501 nucleotides. Its product is annotated as olfactory receptor 2A14-like. The record is from RefSeq and is a predicted model, not a curated record. The annotation marks the transcript as partial. Lineage: Eukaryota; Metazoa; Chordata; Mammalia; Chiroptera; Phyllostomidae. Gene Ontology annotation, cellular component: membrane. Gene Ontology annotation, biological process: G protein-coupled receptor signaling pathway. The transcript has a single exon. Gene Ontology annotation, molecular function: olfactory receptor activity.